Hemicordylus capensis (graceful crag lizard) is the source of this 1803-nucleotide messenger RNA. It is a transcript of the gene FAAP24, whose product is annotated as FA core complex associated protein 24. Gene Ontology annotation, biological process: interstrand cross-link repair. Gene Ontology annotation, cellular component: Fanconi anaemia nuclear complex. The transcript has 5 exons. Lineage: Eukaryota; Metazoa; Chordata; Lepidosauria; Squamata; Cordylidae. The coding region runs from base 520 to 1170 and encodes 216 amino acids. The record is from RefSeq and is a predicted model, not a curated record. Gene Ontology annotation, molecular function: chromatin binding.
GGAGAGCGAGGGAAGGACCAACCACUCCGCCCCCUCAAAACAGAGACGCUUCCUCCUUCGCAACCACUCUAGAACAAGUCGUGGGCUGAUUGGCUGCAACCGCCCGCUUCCACCAAUCUCAGCUCGGCUUACUGUCUUCGUCCUCCCCUUAGCAACCAGCAGCCGUUAAUGAGAAGCCCCGCCCCUUGCUCCGGGGCUUCGACGAGGGUGGGGCUUUCGUUCCGAUUGGUCGGCGGGUGGUGUCUGUCGCGGUUGGCGCGCCGAACGAAGGAACUGGGUUGCAGCAGGAAGAGAUUGUCAAGCAUCCAGCCAGGCUAUUCGUCGUAUUAGUGUUGUUUUUGUUGUCCUCCUCAUUUAUUGUUGUUUGCUUUGUUUAUUUUGCAUCUAAAAUAUUGCUGUGUGAUCAUCUGCAAACGGAAGCUAGGAGCAGAACUAAAGUACCUGUUCUAGGAGGUUGUUACUACGCUUUCAGGUGAAUAUGUGUGUGGUCAGGGUUAACAAACGGGAGGAAGCACAGCCAUGGCAAAUAAGACCACUCCUGUCCGAGCGGGAGCUGUAAAUGUUCCUUACGGGCAUGUGAUCGGCAAUGAGAAAUGGAAAGGCUCGCAGAUCGCUCAAGGGAUACAAGGGAAAGUUAAGCUAAUUCUAGAAGAUGGCCUAGGAGUUGUAGAUUUUCAUCUUUCAAAUAGAUCCUGUGUUCUUUAUAUUUCCGAAGCCGAUCUGGUAGCAGGAAAUGAUUUCAAAAGGCGGCUUGUUCGCUUUAGAAAUGCCAGCAGCCUUCAGGGAAUUGUUGUUGUCGAAAAAACCCAGAUAAGUGAUCAGUAUUUCCCAGCAGUGCAGAAAUUUGUUGUCUUGGAACUUGGCAUGACGUUACUUCCAGUGGCCAAUCAGGGAGAAGCAGCGCCACUUAUUAUUCAACUAGUCCAUGAGCAAAUGAAAGAUCGAGCCAGCAACCCGUUCCUGAAUAAGAAAAGUCCCCAGCUCUUGGAGCCUUUUGUGCUCCAGACAGUUCAACAAAUUCCAGGAGUUGGGAAAAUAAAAGCUUUGCUUCUGCUGGAACGAUUUGGAAACCUCCAUCAGCUCUGUAACGCUUCCAUCCAGGAGCUCGAGCAGGUGGUUGGUCGCACACUAGCGCAACAGAUCCAUACAUUCUUCACACAGGCAAAAUAACCUCUGCCUACUGGUGUUAAAAAUGAAGGUCUUGAAGGUGUAGCUCUCUUUUCUGUAUCUCGGCGAGUUGCCUUCUGAAUCCACAACUGGAAUCCUUUUUGCCGAAUGCAUUCUCGGAGGGUCUUUCAUCACGCCUGAUGAUGAAGGAGGCCAUGAAGUGACUCUUUCCAGGGAUGCAUCAGUUUCUCUUCUGUGUAGAGCGGGCCUGAGGUUUACAUUACGAGGAUAAAUGGACUUGUGAUGAGGGGGCAAGGAGGCUGCUUCACAACUGCUUCAGGGGGAGCACUCCAGUAUACGUUGCUGCACCUCUCAGGAGAGAAGGAGCGACAGGCAUUUUGUCCUUUUGAAAACAAAGCAAAGAGGUCCUGCAGCAACCUUCUGACUUACAGCUCCUGUUCAGGAUGCACUGAUGAAAGGUGACUGUGCAUUGAUUCUCCUGAAGGCUGAACAUUUGCAUCAACAGCCAUCUGGCCCUGAUCUCUGUAUUACCAGUGCCUGUCUGUUCUUCCAGUAGAAAUGAAGGCAACUGAACAGUGUUUGGAGCAGAGGUACACCUGUAAGAAUCAUGUGUGUUUGGAACCAAGCAUAGAACAUACUCCUUAGCUCCAAAAUAAAUACUAACUGCUCCAAAAA